GUUGAUAUCAGCGCCCGCGUGUUGUGGGAGGAUAUGGUGAUCAAUGUGAAUGAUACAGCCAACUGGAACAAAGACAUGAAAGAAGUCCAGCUGCUAGAACAAGUGAACUCCUGUACGGAUGUGGUUCGUCAAACAAUGCACGAAAUCGCUGGUCUGAUGUCAGCUCGGUCACUCCUUCUGGCCAGACAAUGGUCAAAGAGGAACGGAAAGUUUAAUCUCGCUACGUCAUCACUUAUGUCUCCCAAGUUCCCGGAUCCAGAGGACAUUGUGACUGGCCACCUGUAUCCGUCAGGGAUGAUGUAUAUCCCCAAUAAAGAUGACCCCGACAGAAGCACGUUUGUCUGGUUCUUUGCAGUCGAUUUAAAGUUGGGCUGGGUUCCUCAAUAUUUUAUAGACUUGGGCUUUAUGCACGGUCAGAAAAAAUUCAUUAGAAGUCUAAGAGGACAUGCAAAGACACUCAAACGAAAAAGCUCAUGAGGAAGGAACUACAUAUUCCAACAGAAUGCCAUUUGAAUGUUAACCAGUAAUGGAGAGCAGUGGAAAAGUUUCUUUAUUUGUGAUUGAUACAUCUUUUUCACUGGCUGUUGUAUUCAUCCGCUUGUCCUGAGGAAGUUAACCGACAACUCCUGGGUCGGGUGUACUUCCUGUUGCGCUCACUGUGGGAUGGUACUGUUUGAAAUAACAA
Saccostrea cuccullata (small rock oyster) is the source of this 685-nucleotide messenger RNA. RefSeq names its product steroidogenic acute regulatory protein, mitochondrial-like. Gene Ontology annotation, molecular function: lipid binding. The record is from RefSeq and is a predicted model, not a curated record. The coding region runs from base 34 to 477 and encodes 147 amino acids. The transcript has 4 exons. NCBI's taxonomy places the organism in Eukaryota, Metazoa, Mollusca, Bivalvia, Ostreida, Ostreidae. Gene Ontology annotation, cellular component: lysosomal membrane; late endosome membrane; endoplasmic reticulum membrane.